CAGUCACGGCCUCACGGCGUGUCGCCACGUACGCAGUGGGAGCUAGCAAGAACUCACAAGCCAUCUCGCUCCAUUCCUAAAUCAUAUCCUCCAUCUAUAUAAUGCCUGCUCCGUCUCCAACCCAUCUAGCUAGAGUUUAACCAACGCAAGUUCGUUCCAUUCCACGUUACUGAUCUCUGUUGGCAGAGCUAGAGGCAAAGGCGGCCACCAUGGUUGCCGGCGGCGGCGCUCUCCAUCUCUGGCGGCUCGAGAGGGAGCUCGAUGGGCUCUGGGCCGACCCGCCGGAGUGGUGCGUCCCCGGCGCCGACGCGACGGAGGACCGCCUCCGCUGGCAGGUCGUCGUCGUCGGCCCCGAGGGAAGCCCCUACGACGGCGGCGUCUUCACCGUCCGCGUCGAGUUCCCGCGCGACUACCCCUUCAAGGCUCCCAAGGUCACGUUCGCGACCAAGGUGUACCACCCGAACGUCGAUCCGAGGACCGGGCUGGUUUGCCUCGACUUCCUGACCGACAAGAACUUGUGGACGUCUGUGUGGACGGUGGACAAGAUCCUCCUGGUCGUGGUCUCGCUUCUGCACGAGCCUGUCAUGGAUGGCGGAGCCAUCAACCGGGAGGCCGCGUACCUCUACAAGAGGAAAAGGCUAGUGUACGAGGAGAUUGCGCGGGCCAAGACCCGGGAGCACGCGUCGGCGGCGUCACCGGAGGAGUCGUCGUCUUCAUCAGAGAAGAAGGAGCGCCGCCCAUCGUCCCGGGGCGUUUCCCAGCUGUGCCGCCGUCUCAUGAGGAGGGUGGCGUCUCUUCGGAGUUCAGGAAUUUCUGCUUGCUGGGUGCCGGCCUCUCGCUUGCUGAGUGCUGACAAAAUUUCUGCGAUGCUGGAUGCUGGAGCUUGGACACAUAGGUGAUGAGCCUUUCAUCUUCAGGCCAUUCCAUGCUUGCUACUACGGUGCUACCUUAUCAUUCGUAGAUCAACUAGUGUUCAGUCAGUAAUGGAGAGAUGUGUGCGUUGUUCGGAUGGUUUAGAAAAUGAUUGUAUGAAUGAUGACAGUAGACAUCGAUGAGCUUGUGGUCGCUUGGUGUUCCGAAUAGCAUCCCACUUCUCUUA
Molecule: messenger RNA, 1099 nt
Organism: Panicum virgatum (switchgrass)
Lineage: Eukaryota; Viridiplantae; Streptophyta; Magnoliopsida; Poales; Poaceae
Product: ubiquitin-conjugating enzyme E2 28-like
Exons: 3
Coding region: 210-899 (229 amino acids)
Source: RefSeq, a predicted model, not a curated record